CUUAUUCGUAUGUGUUUGUGAGUAAUAGAUACGUGUGAGCAACAACACUUUCCAGUUAAAAACAAUACAGCAAUAAGUUUUAUAGAAAUCUAGUUUGAUUUUUGACCUUAUAGAGCACAUCUGCGAAGGCGACCAGAUAACCUUCUGCCCAGUUAAGUUGUAACAUCCCAAUAGGACCUGGCUGCAGAACGAGAGAAGCAACAAAGGAACAGCAAAGACGCAAAUACAAAUAACAUGUCUGAGACAUACGAUUACCUGUUCAAGUUUCUAAUAAUUGGCAGUGCUGGGAGCGGAAAGAGUUGUCUCUUGCAUCACUUCAUCGAAAGUAAAUUCAAGGACGACAGCUCGCAUACAAUUGGCGUUGAGUUCGGUUCCAGGAUUGUGAAUGUGGGCGGUAAAUCGGUGAAGUUACAGAUAUGGGACACAGCUGGCCAGGAAAGAUUCCGCUCGGUGACGCGUUCCUAUUAUCGUGGAGCUGCUGGCGCACUUCUCGUCUAUGACACAACGUCGCGGGAUUCAUUUAAUGCAUUGACAAAUUGGCUAAAUGAUGCGCGCACUCUGGCCAGUCCGAAUAUUGUCAUACUGCUCGUGGGUAACAAGAAGGAUUUGGAGGAGGCACGUGAUGUAACAUUUCUCGAAGCGAGCACCUUUGCCCAGGAAAAUGAGCUCAUCUUCUUGGAGACGAGCGCCAAGACGGGCGAGAACGUCGAGGAAGCCUUUCUCAAGUGUUCAAAGACCAUAUUGGCCAAGAUAGAGACCGGCGAACUCGAUCCGGAACGCAUUGGCAGUGGCAUACAAUACGGCGGAGCAGCGCUCCGAAAUUUGCAGACAAGGCAGCGCAGCAUCAACAAACCCGAUUGCACUUGUCGUGUCUAAAGUCGAUUGGAAUGUUUAUCAACAAAUUCGCAUUGUAGGCACGCGAGAACAUUAACUGUGUAUUAGUUUAGGCAACGCUAAAUAAUCUCAUUUAAUCUGUAACUACUUGAUACGAUACCGCAUUACCCUUAGUUUAUAUGUACUUGUGAGUGUCCCUAACCCCCUUCCGAUUCCCCUGAAACGAAGGGGUCGUCUUUAUUCAAUUUAAAUCAAUUUUUUGUUUUAGCAGUACAAUUUGUAUAUCAUUCCAAAAAUGUAUUGUCUGAUUUUUUAUUGGAUUUUAAUGUUAUGACUACUUAAAUUCAAUUGCUGAAUUAAUUUUUACUACUUUUUCUAUGUUACUGAUAUAAAUUGUAAGCACUUUAAUUAUUGUAAACCAGUUGCGGGCCAAUUAACAACAACAACAACGAUCUGGAAUUAUUAAUAUCUGUCAAAACAAAUGAAUCACCACCGGAUGCAGCAAGAUGAGAAAUUAAUGCGCCCAGCAUUUUGUAAAUAAGCAGCGUCAACCCCAUUGACAACGCAAAAUGUAAAGAAAUUUAAACAAUUAUAUAUGCACGCGGUAAAUAAAAACGCAAUCAAAAUGUA
Messenger RNA from Drosophila innubila, 1464 nucleotides. RefSeq names its product ras-related protein Rab-4B (gene Rab4). Gene Ontology annotation, molecular function: GTPase activity; GTP binding. Bases 235 to 876 code for a protein of 213 amino acids. Lineage: Eukaryota; Metazoa; Arthropoda; Insecta; Diptera; Drosophilidae. The transcript has 4 exons. Gene Ontology annotation, cellular component: endosome. Gene Ontology annotation, biological process: regulation of endocytosis; Rab protein signal transduction. The record is from RefSeq and is a predicted model, not a curated record.